Messenger RNA from [Torrubiella] hemipterigena, 1395 nucleotides. NCBI's taxonomy places the organism in Eukaryota, Fungi, Ascomycota, Sordariomycetes, Hypocreales, Clavicipitaceae. The record is from the annotation of a GenBank genome assembly.
AUGGAAGCGGCAUCAGAAUACAGCGAAAAGCCUCCCCGCAGCGGCGCAGCUCGAUCGGAUGCGUCGUGCGCCCGAGACGGCAGCGAGCCGUUAGGGGACAUUGGCGAGAAUGAUGUCUUUGGCCUUGAGGAGACUCACGAUAUCAAGUACAAGAGUCUCUCUUGGCCAAUGACGGCUGUACUCAUGAUUGCAGAAAUCGUCUCCAACGGCAUGCUUUCGCUACCAUCGUCUCUGGCGGCUGUCGGCAUGGUCCCCGGCCUGAUCAUCAUCGUCUUCCUUGGAGUCUUCGCCACCUACACCUCGUGGCUUCUGGUCCAAUUCAAGCUGAGACACCCCGAAGUGCACAACAUGGGUGAUGCGGGCUUCAUCAUGUUUGGUCCCAUCGGCCGUGAGCUGCUGAGCUUCGGCACACUCUGUUUUGCCAUCUUUGGCACUGGCGGCCAACUACUGGCGGGGCAGCUUGCACUUGCAUCAUUGACGAGCGGCAAACUGUGCAAUGUGGUCUAUACAGCCAUUUUUGCCAUUGCUACACUUCUACUUUCUCUCCCGCGAACCUUUUCUGGCCUCGGCCUGCUCUCAGUGUUGAGCGUCGCCUGUAUCGCGGUAGGAGGCGUGGUUGGAAUGGCAGCGGCCGGCGCACAUCCGGCGCCGGACCGACAAAUCGACAUCGUAACCACUGACACCAACUUCUUUACGGCAUUCGCUUCCAUUACAAAUCCAGUAUUUUCCUUUGCUGGCCAUUUCGUAUUCUUUGUGCUCCUUUCGGAGAUGAAGGAGCCGAAGCACGCUAUGCGAGCAGCAUAUGCGCUGCAAGGCUUUGCGACAUCAUAUUAUGCCAUCUUUGCUGGCGUUACUUAUGCCUUUCUUGGUAAAGCUGUUAAAUCGCCGUCGUUCAUUUCGCUCGACCCAUACUGGCAGAAUGUUUGCUGGGGAAUUAUACUUCCUAACCUGCUCAUUGCUGGCUCUUUGUAUUCUCAUACGGCAGCCAAAGUUGUUUUUAUUCGAAUCUUUCGCCAUUCGCGGCAUUUACACAGCGAUACUGUCCUAGGAUGGGGCGUGUGGGCUGCACUGAUUGCCGUCGUCAACGGAUUAGCAUUUCUGCUGGCCGUCGGCGUGCCAAUCUUUAACUACCUGAUUGGCAUCGCUGCGUCGCUUUUUGCAGCGUGGUUUACAUACGGAAUUGCGGGUAUGUUCUGGCUUCACGAUGCCUACCACGCAGGGGACGGCUUUUCUGUCUGGCGCAAGUGCUGGUUCCAAGCUGGAAUGGCGCUGUUAACAGUCUUGACUGGAGCCUUCAUCUGUGUUGCAGGAUUAUACGUCAAUAUCAAGAGCUUAGCAGAUGACUAUGCUGCAGGAGUAAUCCCCAGCGCUUUCAGCUGCAGCGCGCCAUCUUGA